Molecule: messenger RNA, 423 nt
Organism: Closterium sp. Naga37s-1
Lineage: Eukaryota; Viridiplantae; Streptophyta; Zygnematophyceae; Desmidiales; Closteriaceae
Source: the annotation of a GenBank genome assembly
AUGGUCUUGUUCCGGCUCUUUCGCUUGCUCCGCAUGUUGCUCCUCUCUGUGCCUUCUUUUCCUGCUCUCCCCUCCUCUGGUCGACUCAAGAUCAUUGCGUGUUGCUCGCUCUGUGCCUCCUUUCCAUUCCCUCCUCUCCCCCUCAUCUCCCUGUAUCUCCCUUCCCCCGUUCUUUCUUUGCCUCCUUUCCCCCGUGCUCUCUCUGUCCCCUUUCCCCCGUGCCCUCUCUCUCUGUCCCCUUUCCCCCGUGCCCUCUCUCUCUGUCCCCUUUCCCCCGUGCCCUCUCUCUCUGUCCACUUUCCCCCGUGCCCUCUCUCUCUGUCCCCUUUCCCCCGUGCCCUCUCUCUCUGUCCCCUUUCCCCCAUGCCCUCUCUCUCUGUCCCCUUUCCCCUGCAGCAACUUGCACUACAGCCAGCUCUCUAG